GCCGCUGAAAUUUUUGUGGUGAUCUAGUCUAAACAUAAGCUUCCAAAUGACAUACGUCUCAAUUUAAAGUCCGGGACUAGAUUGGCUUCCUUUCCUUGUUAGGUAUAAUUAGUUAAAAGUUCAGAAACACGUGAAAUUUAUUUCCGAGAGAAAAAAACCCAAAUCCGUAAAAGAAGUAAUCAUCUUUUGAAUAAUUCAUUUCGCAUUACGUUAUUAUUUUUUCAAAAUUCUAAUUCGUUAUCAUGACUUCUGUCAAUCCUCCAGUCCGUCGAAGUGAAGACAAAAAAAGACGAAGAGAUGGAAAAACACAAGCUGGUCAAAAGCGUACUUCUAGUAUUCCCUCAAAAUCUUCAAGUGGUGGUCUGGUGACUCCUCCUCCUCCAGUAAUUGCUCCGCCUGUCGUGGUUUUACCAGUUCUGCUCCAGGCAAAUCUGAUAAAAGAUCCUGUUGCCAUGUCUCCUAAUGUACCAGUGAAGGAAGGGAAAGCCACUCGUAGAAAAGAGAAAUCAAUCGAAAAAAAAGAACAUGAGCAGCCUAAGACUACACACCGCAAAAAGAAGAGCUCCCUAUCAGCAUCACUUGAAGGAAAAACAUCAGGCGAAAACGAAGCGCCGAAAGCGGAGCAGAAAAAGUCUUCAACGGAAUCUGGUAAGAAGCAGGUAGAUCUAAAUUCGGAUGGAUCAAAAGAGCCACCAGAAGAAGAAAAAAACAAACAAAAGUUAAACAAAGAUUUGGCCAAACAUUUUUUCAAGCAUAUUCAAGAGUCACAUAAGUCGCGGAAGAAAGCAGAUGAUAGGCGUAUAGAAGUCAUGCCCGAAUCGAGUCAACUAAAUGUUUCUGCAAGAUCUCUUCGGAAAAAGACUCAGAAAAAGCCAAAAACAGUCCUUGAUUUGGAAAUCUUCAAACCAAAUGGAGAGCCUGUAUGGGUGACUGACAAGCCGCCUAGUGAAUGUGAAAAGGAUGAGGACGGAGUAAUAAUCACAAACCCAGAAUUGGCAGCUGCUCUUGCAGAAGAUAAUUUGGAAAUGGAUGAAAGGAAAUAUCUGGAUUAUGUGGAGGAUUAUAUGUCGUGUGCAAUGCCUAGAGGUCCAGCUUUACCAGAAAACCAUCAAUUCGAUCCACUCGCUACAGUUGAGAAGUUAGCGUCUAAUAGUGAGUAUGUUACUCAGGAUACAGUAACCUAUAACACUGUUAAAAAUUUGUUCGAUUUGAGUGAAGAUGCGAUUAAACGGUUUGCUAUGAAACGAGAUGGACUGGAUGAAAGAGCAAGAGGCAUUAAAGAAAUUACGGCUUCCGAAACACCAAGUACUACAUCCAUUGUUCCACCAAAGGAUCCGGAUCAGAUUCAGCAGAAGACAGCUUUGACGUCGAUUACAUUUAAUCUAAUCAAUAAUAUCGUUUUACACUAUGAUCGCCAUCAUCCUAUUGCCUCAAUUCAAAAAUGCCGCAAGAAAAUCGAGCAGUGUACUCAACCGUCAAUGAAUAAUCCAUAGCUGAUGACUGUUUUUCUUCUAAAAUAAACGCAUCUUAUUC
This is a messenger RNA of Caenorhabditis elegans, 1533 nucleotides long. RefSeq names its product HUN domain-containing protein (gene T08B2.11). The coding region runs from base 243 to 1493 and encodes 416 amino acids. Lineage: Eukaryota; Metazoa; Nematoda; Chromadorea; Rhabditida; Rhabditidae. The transcript is spliced from 8 exons. The record is from RefSeq and is marked reviewed.